Molecule: messenger RNA, 2480 nt
Organism: Liolophura sinensis
Lineage: Eukaryota; Metazoa; Mollusca; Polyplacophora; Chitonida; Chitonidae
Exons: 6
Coding region: 536-2122 (528 amino acids)
Source: RefSeq, a predicted model, not a curated record
AAAUGUAGCCUUUAAUGGAUUUUGGAAGGCUCCAUAGAAGGAAAACGUAAAGAAGUCAGAAUAUGGAUUACGUAUGAGAGGAAGGAGCAAGCCAGCUGUCUAUAUAUCGGAGAGGAAGGCGACCGGAGAGCAGUACUGCGGAACAAAGAGGAACGGCUUCGUAUUAGAGAGAAAGAGAGAGUCGGGGACAAUUUUGGUUAACGCAAUAUUAUUCCCAGCUUAUGUAUCGUGUUUUGACUAUAGCUCUCUUUCUCUCACUGUGUUGUUGCUCCUACUGACAUUUGUGUUGGGUCAAUUAGAGAGGGAAUCGGCCGUGCCUUGGCCACUGUGGUUACGGAUGAGCCGAGCCGUGGACUAUAUUACAGUAGAUUACAGCGCCUACAGAUGAGGGUUUAGUGUUGCAUGCACCGUUAUAUCGAUCCGAGCGAUUAGCGCCGCGGCGGCUUUUCAGAAAGGCUGGUGUACGUAUAUACGUAUAGCUGAGCGCCAGCCAGGAUGUGGGGGACGUAGAUGGGGACGUAGCCGGGGCAGCAAGAUGAAGAGGCCAGGCGCCGCCACUUUAGGGACACUCACUCUACAGCUGUUCGCCGGUUUGGUUUUGGCAGCAUCUACCGGCCUCGUGCAGCAUCAUUCCACGUCUUCCUGUAAAGGAUACCAUGCCAGCCUUAGGUGCCCUCCCAAACAUGCCAUCGCUAUUAGGACGAUUUUGUACGGCUCACAUCGGGAGUACUGUGACCAGCGAAGGCUUGGUCUCGACCACUGCUGUGCGCCGUUUGUCGACGAUUGUGUCUUCUCACACAAAGCAGCCAUAUUGUCCAUGAACACGUAUUGCUCUGGGCUUGAUUCGUGUUAUGGCUCUUCGGAGCCCACUGGGGAGAUGCCCAAUCACAAUUGCGGAUUUCAUCUCUCCUACAUAAAGGUCGACUUCGACUGUGUGCCAGAAAAAAUUGUGAGCGAAUUCUGUGUGGAUAGUACCUACACUGACAGUCAGCUAUACAUCAGUAGCGCCGCCUAUCCAUCCUCCAUGUCGGGAGAUAACUCUUCAUGCAAUUGCCUGGUUACGGCUGGAAGGGAUACCAGAGUUAACAUCAGCAUACAAGCAAUAGACGUCUUAUUCACAGGGGUCGGAUACCGGCCUCGGAAAUGUGAACAGAAAUUGAUGAUUAAAUCGGAUGAAGAACCAGAUGAGAACUUUUCUCUGGACUGCAACGACCAGAAAAUGUAUGGUUACCGAGAAGUAUUCAGUGGAAGAGGGAACAAAUGGCUUCUCACUUUGUACAGUCAUCCCGUCUCGGACCGGGGAAGAGUGUGGCUGGCGGUCAAAGCCACAGACAAUAAGCACAGACUGACGGUACGCUGUGGGCCAUCCGUGCAGUGGAACGAAUACCAGCCGGCCAAAAUACCGGGAAUAGACGAAAGCACGAGGAGAUACAUUGGCAUAGGAAUCUUGGCGGGAUGUGCCUUAGCCGUGUGCGUGUUUGUUGUCCUGAUUGUCAUGGCCAUUAGCUGGCAGUGUCGCAUUAUCAGCCGCAAAUCGCAGAAGGAGGACAAAAUGAAGACAGGAAGCUCGAAUGACACGAGCCCAAUGUCACCGGAAAAACAACCGCCAGAAGGAGAUCCCAGCAGCUAUCACUCCAACACACUGCCUCAGCAUAAACCUCCCAACAAUAAAAGGGGCAGGAAGUCUUCCAAAGCCUCCUACAACACUGUUCCUAGGAACAUGGAAAGUCGCAAAAAUGAAGAUAUGGGUCCAAUGAAAUCGUUCCGAAGUACGGACAGCUUCUCACAAGCAAUGGCUGCGUCUUCGCAGCAGGAGUUUCUUCCGGACUACAGUGUUCCGCCGCCGCCGCCGCCUAGCGGUCUGUACGAGAACAUCUGCAUGAGCUCGGCCACGUUUCCUCGCGGACGUCCACUGGUGCACGAUCCAUACGCUCAGUACUAUGCAUCAAUACAACCGCGUGCUCAAGGCUCACACGAAGCCAGGAACCAGGCCACGAGCACGCCCUGGGAACCGUACGGGGACAACGCUGCGGACGACGAAGAGUGGCCUCCCCCUUACGUUCCCGAGGAGAACCCUGCAGCAGAAAAUACAACGCACGAGUCAGUACAUUACCACCACUAACUGGGGCCAUUUGCCUGCAGAAAGGAACAUUUAAGUGUCACUCCUAGAUUAGUGUGGUGAAUGGACGAAGUUUACACUCAACAGUAGUGCCCAUGGUUUACACCCAAGGGUACAUGCUCAAGCUCAAGCUGUUUUUGGAAGGUUUCUAUUCCAAAGCCUGCUCUCCAAAUCGUACAAGCGUUCGGGUAGCCUAACCAAUUUAUUUUUAACCAUUUUUUUCUAAUCGACCAUCUCUUGUUACUUUUUCGACACACAGAAAUCAACAAUCUUGUGUCACUGCAGGUAUUGUCAGUUAUUUGCAAGUCAUGAACACUGUGUGAAAUAAUGCGGCGAUUGAAUGCUUAUAUAGUGCUACCGA